Molecule: messenger RNA, 1665 nt
Organism: Saitoella complicata NRRL Y-17804
Lineage: Eukaryota; Fungi; Ascomycota; Saitoellomycetes; Saitoellales; Saitoellaceae
Product: ATP-utilizing phosphoenolpyruvate carboxykinase
Exons: 1
Coding region: 1-1665 (554 amino acids)
Biological process (GO): gluconeogenesis
Cellular component (GO): cytosol
Molecular function (GO): phosphoenolpyruvate carboxykinase (ATP) activity; ATP binding
Source: RefSeq, a predicted model, not a curated record
AUGACUUCCACACCAAUCAACAGAACCAAUCUCAACCCCAAGGGAUUGGUCCCCCUCGAGCACACCGACAUCGAGAUCGAGAUGUACGAGACUGCACACAUUAACUACGAUAAUGUGCAUAUCGAGUACAACCCUCCCGUCGCCUCCCUCUACGAAGACGCCCUCGUCCACGAAUCCGGGUCAGCUAUCGUCUCCUCGGGUGCCCUCUCCACCUCUUCGGGUGCCAAGACCGGCCGUUCCCCCAAAGACAAGCGUAUCGUCGACGAACCCGGAUCCACGAACGAUAUCUGGUGGGGUCCCGUGAAUUUGAAGAUGAGUGAGGAUGUGUGGCUCAUCAACCGUGAGCGUGCGAUCGAUUACCUCAACACCCGUAAGCGUAUCUACGUCUUCGACGGUUUCGCCGGCUGGGACCCCAAAUACAGGAUUAAAGUCCGUGUUGUAUGCGCUCGUGCGUACCACUGUUUGUUCAUGAGGAACAUGCUCAUUCGUCCCACGGCGGAUGAGUUGAAGAACUACGGAAAGCCUGAUUUCACGAUUUACAAUGCGGGUGCUUUCCCGGCGAAUAGGUACACUACGGGAAUGACCUCGUCUACCUCUGUUGCGAUCAACUUUAAGGAACACGAGAUGGUUAUUUUGGGAACGGAGUAUGCUGGUGAGAUGAAGAAGGGUAUCUUCUCCGUUAUGUUCUACCUCGGUCCUAUCAAGCACAACAUCCUCACCCUUCACUCUUCCGCGAAUAUUGGUGAGGACGGUGAUGUCACCCUCUUCUUCGGUCUCUCCGGAACUGGAAAGACUACGCUUUCCGCGGAUCCCAAACGUUCCCUCAUCGGUGACGACGAACACUGCUGGACCGACAAGGGUGUCUUCAACAUCGAAGGAGGAUGUUAUGCCAAGUGUAUCGGCCUCUCCGCCGAGAAAGAACCCGAUAUCUUCAACGCCGUCCGUUUCGGAACAGUCCUGGAAAACGUCGUCUUCGACACCGAAACCCGUGCUGUGGAUUUCGACGACACGACUCUCACCGAAAACACCCGUGCAGCCUAUCCCAUCGAAUACAUCCCCAACGCCAAAAUCCCCUGUUUCGCCGAUUCCCACCCGCAAAACAUCAUCCUCCUCACCUGUGACGCCCGCGGUGUCCUCCCCCCCGUGUCGAAACUCACGACGGCGCAGGUUAUGUACCACUUUAUCUCCGGAUACACUUCCAAGAUGGCCGGGACGGAGGAAGGUGUCACGGAGCCUGAGGCGACGUUCUCGGCGUGUUUCGGACAGCCGUUCUUGACGUUACACCCAACCCGCUACGCAGAGAUGCUGGCAAAGAAGAUGGAACAGCACAAAGCGAACGCAUGGCUCAUCAACACCGGAUGGGUCGGUAAAGGCCAAAUCCACGGCGGCCAGCGCUGUCCCCUCAAAUACACCCGUGCAAUCCUCAACGCCAUCCAUAAUGGCGAAUUGGCAAAGGUCGAGUAUGAAGAGUUUGAGGUCUUUGGGUUGCCGGUGCCGAAGACUUGUCCGGGUGUUCCUGAUGAUAUCUUGAAUCCUGGCACGUCGUGGGAGGGACCUGGGGCUUUCUCGGAGGAGGUUGGGAAGUUGGCGGAGUUGUUCCAGAAGAACUUUGAGAAGUAUGCUGAUGCUGCUUCUGCGGAGAUUAAGGCUGCUGGACCUAAGUAA